Molecule: messenger RNA, 990 nt
Organism: Phlebotomus papatasi
Lineage: Eukaryota; Metazoa; Arthropoda; Insecta; Diptera; Psychodidae
Exons: 2
Coding region: 143-877 (244 amino acids)
Source: RefSeq, a predicted model, not a curated record
GCAAAAAAAUCUUUCAUCCAGUUUUCACCACUAAAAUGUGAAACACCAAUGAAACAUGAAUGAAACCGUCAAACUUUUUCAAGCAACAACACGGGGCGCUGCGCGGAGAAGUCAUAAUUCGUAGAAAAAUAAUCCGCGAAAAAUGGAAAGUUCAGUGAUUUCGGAAGCUCGUCAGGCCAAAUUAGCUGCUCUCAGGGAAGCACGAAGGAAGAAAAUACUGGAAAACAGCGAAGAUAGACUAGGGAAGAUCACAGGAAGACCACCACAAGAAAAUCAUCUUUCUGAAUCCGUGACACCGCCCACAGGAGAAAUUUAUCCAGAUCCCGAGCUAGAACCUGCCCCAGAAUACAUCCCAAGAGAAUUUUCGGGAUUAUAUUCAGGAAUUAAUCCACAGAAUGAAGAUAUUCUGCAAUUGUUGAAUUCUCUGAGGAAUCAGGAGAAUGGUGGUCCACCGGGAAGGAGAUUUGCCGCACAGGAAAAAUCUGCCCCUCCGGGACUUUUUAGUAGGAUUCUCCGAACAAAAGUUCACAUUGCUGCAAUUGCCAUCGUGAUUUAUGGGCUAUUUGCCACGGGAAAUGAAUUUGUGGUGUCCGGAAAUGUCUUUCUCAGCCUACUACUCUGGGAAAUUGCUGAAAUUCUAAUACUGAAAACUUACCAGACUCGAAGUACUUUUGCCACUAUUUUGUACGUUUUCAGCCAAAUUCCUGAACAGUACACAGCAUCUGCCAUCAAGAUCUUCGUGACUGUCAACAAGGUUCUUCAGGAUGUGGCAGUUUUUACCUUUUUCUUCGUCUUCUCCCAUAUUUUGUGGCAGAAAUUCAUCCUGGGAAAGGAUUUAGGGAUGAUGCUGGAGAGAGAACAUUUCGAUCGAAUAUGAAUAUGGAGGUUUUUAAUGCAACUGUCUAACUUACACAAAAAAAAUAAAUGGUUUUUGAGAAGGAAUUUAUCCGGGAAACUUCCGGAAAAAAUAAAAUAAGAGGCACACUAUGA